CCGACCCACCACUCACCAAGAAUGGCUUCUUUUGAUGCGAUUUCGCUAGUUGAACAGUGUGAGCAGCAAGAAUUAGAGGCCCCAGGAGGUGUUGCUACUUCAGAGCUCUACAAGAAGUUGCUUGCUCUUUACCUUUUGCAAAAUGAUCUAAACAAUGCCAAAUUCUUGUGGAAGAGAAUUCCAGCCUCAGUUAAAACAGGUGACCCAGAGCUUGGAUUUAUAUGGGAUAUUGGUCAGAACAUGUGGCAGAGGGAUUUCUCAUCGUCAAAGCUGUACAGCGCCCUCAAUAGAGAAUGGUCUGAUGGCAUCAAGGAAAUAGUUUCUGCACUUUCAGAUUCUGUCAAACAGAGACUUUUCCAACUUGUAGGGAAUGCAUACACCUCAAUAGAAGCCGAUCAGUUUGCAUCGUAUCUAGGAAUGUCCAAGGAGCAAGCCAUUAAUGCUGUUCAAGAAGAAGGUUGGUCAUACAACUCUACUACUCAAAUGAUUUUACCCAUUAAACCAGUUUCCUCAAGAGAAGCCCCAGUACCCAGUGAACAACAGAUAGCUCAACUAACAGAGUUUGUAGCCUUCUUAGAAAAUUGAAAGGACCUAGAUGGAUACACCAGAGGCAAGAAUCGGAUGCUUACCAUGUAUCAUGUGGAUGCAUGGUAGGCUUGCCCAGUGUUCUACUCAUUGAAUGUACUGAAUUUAAAGACUAAUAGACCUCAAAGUCAGCCAACGUCUACUUGGAGAUGUGUUUUGCUGUUCCUGGAAGACAUGUCGUUCAUCCAGUGACCAAAUCAAGGAGACCAGGAGUCUAUUUCAUAAAGAACAUUGAAAAACAUGACCUGUAUGGAAGCUUUGCCAUUGUGCUAACAACGAUAACAGAAUCAAGAUAGCUGUGUUCAAUACUAAAAUUACAAUAUGACCAUAAUUUGUAAAUCUUUAUGGAAACAGGAACCUGGUGAUAGUUUUAUGAAGCAUCUUUUGCAUUCAAUCCAUUCAGGUGCAAGGAUUUCAGUACAUUAUAAAUAGCUGUCAGUGAUCUGCUUGCAAGAUGCUUUAUAUGAAAUGUUUCCCAUCCCCAACAGUUUUUUCCCCAAUAUUUUUUCAAUAAAUUGUGCUACCCGCUUAAGCAUAUUCAGUCAGUACAUUCAAUAUUAUUUGACAAGUCAAAUGUCAAAGCUUUGACAGUCAUUUUCAGUGAAUGUGCAAGUAAUCAAUGGCCCACAAUGACUCACCUUCCUAACCUUUGUUUGGCCAAAGUGUUCUGGCACCUCUGCAUCUAGUAUUAUCAAAUUUAAUUCAUAUGGUGAUUUCUGAACUGGUUGGUAUUUGCUCAUUCAAAAGUGUGCCCUUAAUUCUCUAAGCAAAGAGCCAGUCAGGUGAGUAAACUGCAGUCAUGUAAUAAAUUUUUGAAGGGUGACAGAAGUAACAGAUAACUCAUUUGCUAGCAGAACUUUUGAGCUGAGUCAUCUUCAUUUUCAAGUGAAAGGAUUUUAAUGUGUAGUUUGAUAGUUUAAUCAUAAGCAAUGAUAGACUUUAGGAUUUAACUCAUCUCUUGUAUCAGAAAUAUCAAAGAAUGGAUUUUUGAAUAAUGAUCAAGACUGUUUGGGGAAUGUACUGUUGCCUUGGAACUGAUAAUCAGUGAUAUUUUUCUCACUUCAACGUUAUCUGGUAAUUUUAAGCUAAAUGUUUAUGUGGUGAUUUUGUUCUUUCUGUUUCUGUGUUGACCCUUUGGUGUUGGAAAGAUUUUUGUAUCAGCUUAGCACCAAAUUAAAGGAA
Messenger RNA from Lytechinus variegatus (green sea urchin), 1767 nucleotides. It is a transcript of the gene cops8, whose product is annotated as COP9 signalosome complex subunit 8-like. The transcript is spliced from 7 exons. The record is from RefSeq and is a predicted model, not a curated record. NCBI's taxonomy places the organism in Eukaryota, Metazoa, Echinodermata, Echinoidea, Temnopleuroida, Toxopneustidae. Bases 22 to 585 code for a protein of 187 amino acids. Gene Ontology annotation, cellular component: COP9 signalosome. Gene Ontology annotation, biological process: protein deneddylation; COP9 signalosome assembly.